This is a messenger RNA of Pundamilia nyererei, 2010 nucleotides long. RefSeq lists its product as uncharacterized. The coding region runs from base 1 to 2010 and encodes 669 amino acids. Gene Ontology annotation, molecular function: GTP binding. The record is from RefSeq and is a predicted model, not a curated record. NCBI's taxonomy places the organism in Eukaryota, Metazoa, Chordata, Actinopteri, Cichliformes, Cichlidae. The transcript has 2 exons.
AUGACGAAAGGUUACUUACUGGGCGCCUGCCCAGUUCAGAACAAGGUAACAUUUAUAAAAGCUGGGGAGAAGCCAGCAGCACCAAUCCGAAACAUCUCGCCUGGCCUGUUGGCAACGGCACACGAUUGGGAGCUGAGAGUUGACUUGGCAAAGCUGUUAAAGUUCCCCGAAGCGGUAGCCCAGACAACUCAGAGGCCAGACAUCGUUGUUACUUCAGUUGUCUCCAAGCAGGUAAUUUUUCUGGAGCUUACUGUGCCUUGGGAAGACCGUAUGGAGGAAGCUCAUAAGAGAAAGAGGGCAAUGUAUUCCGAAUUAGUGGAGGAGUGCCGGAGUAAUGGCUGGCGGACAAGAUGCCAACCCAUUGAAGUGGGAUUUCGAGGAUUCGAGCUUAUCAACUUUUUCUACAGAAACAGUAACACCUCAUCAAAAUACGAAGACAUCAUCAAAAAGAGUAUUCGGAUCUGUUCAGGACUUCCUGCUGUCUACCAGCUGACAAUAAAGAUGGAGACCAUUGGAAAUGAAAGAAGAGUUACCUUUGGUGAAAAGAAUGUGAACAAGAUAAAUAAAACCAUCUUACUUGUUGGUGAAACAGGAGCAGGAAAAUCUACUGUGAUCAACGCUCUGUUCAACUACACCAUUGGAGUGAAGUGGGUGGAUUCAGUCUGGUUUCAGAUAGUUCAAGAGGAUGCGAAAAAAAGCCGGACAGAAAGUCAGACAUCAGAUGUGAUCGUGUACGAGAUCUUUGGUUUCGAAGAUGAAACUCUUCCCUAUUCUCUGACCAUCAUCGAUACUCCUGGAUAUGGAGACACCAGAGGAAUUGAACAUGAUGACAGCAUCAGUGGAAGAUUAUUGGACUUGUUUCGAUCAGAGGAUGGAGUUCAUGAAGUGCAUGCAGUGGGUUUGGUGAUGAAGACAACAGAUAAUCGACUGACUGACAGACUGAAGUACAUAAUUGAUGCAAUGACAUCUCUGUUUGGAAAAGACCUGGAGAAAUACAUUGUAGCCUUGAUCACACACUCAAAUGGAAGAAAACCCACAAUCCCUCUUCAAGCUAUUGAAGAUUCAAACAUUAAAUGUGCCAAAAAUGAGAAGAAUCAGCCUGUGUACUUCCUGUUUGAUAACUGCCAGCAUGAAGACCGAACAGAGGAAAUAGAACACCUGGAACAUGCUGAUAAAGUCACAAUGACAGGAAUGCAAGAGUUUUUAGCCUUUGUGGAAAAAACUUCACCUCGAAAGCUAGUAAUGACAUCAGAUGUUCUGAAUGAUCGCAUCAGACUGACUGCCUGCAUCCAAAACCUUCAAGAGAAGGUCAAACUGACUGAUAUGAAACAGACAGAAAUCAAACAGAUUCAAGAAGCUCUGAGAAAACAUAAGGAAGAGAUGACAAAGAAUGAAAAGUUCAUUGUAGAAGUUGAUGAGCCCUAUAAACAUAAAGAAAUAAUCCGUGGUGGGAUGUGGGGCUUUGUUUUUUAUCAAGGAGCUGUCUGCUGUACAGUCUGUGAGGAGAACUGUCACUAUCCUGGAUGCUACAUAGCCUGGUAUCCAAAAUACUGUGAGGUCAUGAAAAAUGGUCGCUGCACUGUUUGUACUAAGAAGUGUCUUGCAUCAAAACAUGUGAAAGAAACGUGGAGAUAUGUAACCAAGACACGAAAAGUUCAGAAGACUGAAACGACAAUGAAAAAGAAAUAUGAAGACAAUAAAACUAAAGGUCAGAACAAGUUGGAUAUUUUGGAAAGUCUUGAAAAGGAAAAGAACAAACUGACAACAGAGAAGUCACAGUUGCUGGAUGAGUCCUACCAACAUCUUGUCAGACUGGAGCAGAUUGCUCUGAAAGCUGAUUCAGCGUCCACUAUUGUCCACUUGGACUUCCUGAUUGAGAAGAUGAAGGAGAAAGGAGACACAGAGAAGGUCCAGAAACUGGAGGAGAUGAAAACCAGACUGGAUGAAGGAACCAGAGCAGCCGUUCAAUAUAUAAAAGUUAAACAAACAAUGGGUGGGAAAAGCAAGUAA